This is a messenger RNA of Cylindrotheca closterium, 702 nucleotides long. The record is from the annotation of a GenBank genome assembly. NCBI's taxonomy places the organism in Eukaryota, Bacillariophyta, Bacillariophyceae, Bacillariales, Bacillariaceae.
AUGACUAUCCAACCGAUCAUUAUUCAAAACAAUGUCACCGUUACCUAUCUCCAGCGACGUGACUUUGAGAGAGCGAUCGCAUCAUCAGCAUUAGCGCUGAGGUACCAUGCCGAUUUCCAGACAGUUCAACAUGGCUUGUUCUUAUCAGCGUCAUCAUCAUCGGGGUCAUCAUGUGCCCCCGAUUGCUUGGACCAAUCCAUGCUUCUAUCAAAACAAUAUGGCAACAGCGUGAAUGAUUCGUCAUCUACUUGCACGACACCUCCGUUAUUCGUCUACAGCCAUGGUAUUAUACUUCCACCCAACACUCUUGCAACUGACAACAACUCCAUGACCAUGGUCUCCGCCAUACUAACCUUCAACUCGGCCCUUGCAUACCAGCUUUAUGCACUGCAACAUUGCAAAUGCAAGUCAUCUCAUACUUUUCUACUACUCCAAUCGAAACGACUUUAUGAGCUGGCCUUUGGUGUCCACAGUGGUGCCCAUCACAAUUUGUUGUUUGAGUUUGCAGUGGUCAACAACAUUGCCGUGAUUGAUCGAUGCAUCGGAAACGAAGCAAUGUCGACCCAAACGUUUGAGAAUUUGAUGUCAGUUUUGAUGCUGAUGGUAGACCAGGGGUGCGAUUCCCGAUUGCGUCAAUUGCAGGGCUUUCUUCGGAACGUCGUUCCGCCGUAUAAUCUGAUGAAGAUAGCUGCCGCAGCAUGA